CCCAUCCCAUUUCACCCCCGCCACCGCCCGGGAGGAAGAGGAGGACCUUCACCUGCCUGUCCCGCCCCGCCAGGUGCGAGGUGGAGCAGGAAGCGACGGCGGCGCCGGAGAGGACCCGCGCCCGCCUCGGCGCCGGGCCCAUGCGGGGAGAUGGCGGCGGGCCGGGCGCUGGCCGCGCUCUUGGCCCUGCUCCUGGCCCUGCUCCCGGCCGCCUCGGGGCAGAUCCUCCAGCGGGAAGAGCCAAGACCGAAGAGCUGCUCAGACAUGCUCCAAGAUGCUGUCUUCUCACUGGCUUACAUCAAGCUUCCUUUACGAUCUCUCUUCGUACGGUGGACAACAUCACAGUUAUGAUUAAACUGAGACCUGGUAUUUUACCAAUCUGCCGAAUUCGUGUUAAACAUGCCAUCGGGUUUGAACUCAAGAUAAAACCUGGGGAAAACAUAACCUUUACCUUCACUUGUAGUACUCCAGAGAAGUAUUUCAUCAUGGAAAUUCAGAAAAAUAUUGACUGUGUGUCAGGUCCAUGUCCCUAUGGAGAUGUUCAUCUUUACCCACCGGGGCUACCUCGCCUUAACAGGACUUUCAUCUGGGAUGUGAAGGCGAGUACAAAGGCUGGACUUGAACUGAAAUUUUCUACCCCAUGGCUAAGACAGAUUGAACCAGGAGAGACGUGCCCAGAUUUUGUUAGCUACAACAUCAACAGCUGUAUUGAUAAGGCCACAGUCAACAUUGGCACCUUCUGCAGGAAUGGCUCAGUGUCUCGGGUCAAGCUGUUGGGAGGAGUCGUCAUGUCUCUGCACCUCCCAUGGGACUCACCUCUCACCACCUCGGGCUUCAACAUAGCUAACAGGGCUUCCAUAAAACGUUUAUGCAUUAUUGAAUCCAUUUUGAAGGGGGAGUCUUCAAUCACCCUGAUGUCCCCAAACUACCCGCUGGGCUUUCCAGAAGAUGAGCUCAUGACAUGGCAGUUUGUGAUCCCUCCCAACAUGAGAGCAAGUGUGUUUUUCCACAACUACAGCCUCUCCAACUGCGAAAGGAAAGAGGAGAGGGUGGAGUACUACCUCCCUGGCUCCUUCAGCAACCCAGAGGUGUUCAAGUUGAGUGACAGCCAACCUGCCAAUAUUGCUGGCAGCUUCAACCUGUCCCUGCAGGGCUGUGAUCAGGAUGCCCAGAAUCCCGGCAUCCUCCGCUUGCUCUUCCAAGUCGUCGUUCAGCACCCCCAGGUCGAUGAGAAUGUCACCCAUUUGGUCGACCUGAGCAAGGAAUGGAACAUGACUGUAACAAUACACUUCGAAGGGUGGCCCAACCGCGUCCCACUCAUGUCUGAACCGAUAUGCCUGAUCUGCAAGGAUCCUCGCACCUGCGACCGUGUCUUGACUUUGGUGUCUGGUGCCAUCUACAAGAUCUCCUUUCUGUGCAAGGACUUGUCCCGUCUGAGGAUCACAGCUGAAAAAGGCAUAAGCUGUGUCGAUCUUCGGUGGUGUGAGAGGAAGAUAUAUUCCCUGUUGGUGCCCAAGGUUAUUACCCAAUUGCCAAUUCGUCUGCAUAAGUUUAUUUGGAAGCUCUCAGCUCCUGAUCUGAUCAACGUAGAAAUUACUUCUCCAUCCUUGAAACUUCAGCAACACCUCCCAGAGCAGAGGUGCAACACAAGCUACAGUUACAGCAUUGUUAGUGCCACCCCAGAGACAGAGUUGAAUGUUGGUGUAUUCUGCCCUGGUGGAUCCAUUGAAAAGAUUCAGAUGCGGAAUAAUAUCACCAUAUCCUUAAAAACAUACGGUAAAGGAUUCCUCAAUGACUCUGACCACCAGGAUCUGAAAAUGUCUUUUGUGCCACAUAUUAAAGAUGAGAGCACUUUCACUGUGAGUCCAGAUCCGAAAGCUAAAGUUUACUUGCAGACUCCCAACUGGCCCUAUGGUCUACCGCCUUAUGUCUCCAUAUCCUGGUAUGUCGUCGUGCCCAGCAAGCAAGUUGCCCGCCUGGGGUUCUCCAAGGACCGCAUGGGCAUCAUGUGUGAGACAGGCCGUGCCUACGUCAACAUAAAGGAAGAGACGCUGGGGGCAGAGGAAAUUGUGCGCCGUGAGGAUGAGCUUCUGCCCAAGCCCCGAAAUAUGUAUCACGACUUCUGGGUAAACGUCUCCAACUGUAAACCUGUGGAUAAGACACAGCUGACCUUGCAGUUCUGGGUGUCUUUCGCUGACAAGCAGAUAGACCUGGGAGUGAUACUUGCUGUGGUGGCUGGGGUUGGAGUUCUCAUGGCUAUUGGACUCACUGUGUGCUGUGUUAAGAAGAAGAAGAAGAAAAGCCAAAAUCCCAUGGUGGGAGUGUACAAUGCUAACGUGAAUACCCAGGUGCCUGGAAAAAAAGGCUUAUUCACAAAAGGGAGGAAAAACAAUGAGUCUCACGUCUAUGCAGUUAUUGAUGAUGCUAUGGUCUAUGGGCACUUGCUGAAGGAAUCCAAUGGCACUGUCACUCCAGAAGUUGAUGUGUACAGGCCUUUCGAUGGACCCGUUGGUAGCUUGCCACCUUCUCCACCUCCGUUCUCCUUCAGAAAAGACAUUAAACAUUCUCCUAACAAUGAGGAACCUCCACCUCUGACGGACACAGACCAUGACACUUACACAUUUGCCCAUCAGAAAUCGGGGCAAACAGAGGACAAUGGAGAUAUAAAUGAAAAGAAUAAUGGAGAUACGACCACGUUCUUGAUGGAAAAUAAGGAACAGGAUGGAUUAGCAGAGUGAUCUUACGCCAGGUAUAGCAGUUUCCUGUGGAAAUACAGGUUACCUGUAAGGACAAGCAUCUAGGGAAGAAAACUGAAGAGGACUGUUAUUUUAAAAUGUGUUGUGAUGUUUUGCGUUUGUAGUUUGUUUUGGUUUGUUUUUUAAUUGAGCUGUUGAUAGCUUUCAGUUUUAUAGUUAGCAUCUAGCGAACUCAAAAACAGUCGAGACACUCCAGGACUGCACGCACUUCUGGUUGUGAAACAGGUGGCAAAGGUACGUUCCUGCUUUCUAUUAUACAGACAUCAGGAAAAUGAAUUCCUAACUCCCAGCUUAAAUGGAGUGGGAAGAGUGUUCUGUCCAGAAUGUCCUCCCUUCUCUCUCACAAGUUAUUUGCUGCUGUUUGUCGGUGACUUCUCGAAGGUGUAGGCUACAUUGCCAUCUCAAGGCAGCUCCAGGAUGCACAGAUGUCUAAGGAAAGGAGGCAACACUGUCAUUUUCAUCACCUGCUACUUGAAAUUUCAUCGUAUUUAGCAGACUGGUGGCAAUGUAAGUGUAGUGAAAGACCACAUAUGCUGCCUGGGAGAGCUCUGUGCCUGUAAAUCAGUGAGAACGCUCGAGCUUGGCCUCUUUUAGUUUAGAAGUAAAGUUAUGGGUUUUCUCUAGUUUCCAACAGAUGUUAUAAUACUUGUGAUAGCACUGUGUAAGCCUACACCAAAGACUGUGUUUUCUUUACUUUUUUACAAAAACAGUUUCAAAAGUCUGAAACAAUUUGCGAUUCUCUUCAGAUGCCUAUAGCAUUUACACUUUGCACUUCUGGCUCAAGUAAGAGUAACUAUUGAGUGACGAAAUAAUGAUUUUGUUAUUUAAUAAUUAUCAGAAAAAAAGAGUAAAGAAAACAUUUCCAGCAGGUAAUUUGUCUGAAAUGCAAAGUAUGAGAGUGAAUUCAUAAGGAAAGCCUAGAUUUUUUUUAAUUGUUAUUAUUUUUAUUUUUUCAUCAAUCUGAAUUUAACAACCAUGUUGAAAUGAUGAUGGGGACAGCUCUUGGUUUCUAGUGGGACUUACACUUCAGUCAUCUAGUUGACUUUGAAAGCCACCUCUUGAAAUCAGGUAAACAGUAGGUCUCAUUUUUAAGUGCUGUAGUAGCACACCCCUCAAUUUCUGUGCCUUUUAAAACCUGAGGGUCAGAUCUUCAUGCAGAGGACUACAGGUAUAUUAAUAAAGUUGCCUUUUUUAUACAAACAUCUGGCUUGUCCAGGUGUGCAGUUACUGAGGUUGUUUCCAAUUUUGCAUGCAGUGUUAGACCAAACGACUUGAGAAUUUCUCUCCAAAUGUCUUAUUGUGAUUUUUUUUUUUGUUGCCUAAAGAUACACAAAGGUGCCAUUAAACUUUUAUACAGUAUUGCAUGCAAUAAUACUAAACAUAUAAUAAUGUCUAAAAUGAAAAAGUUUUUACUAAAAACCUUACUGUUUACAUCAAAAAAGAAUGUGGAUCUCUUCCUGUGUUAACCAUGCUAACAUUGCAAAUUGACUAUUUAUAUGAUCAAGUGUGUGUAUUUAAAAUUGUAUAUACCAUAAUACUGCUUGGACCACUGUAAUAUUCAGUGUAAUGUCAUACCUGACUCAGUUCUCUGUAGCAUAUUGCAAAACAUGUGCCGUCUAAAAGUGCCUUUUAAUUGUUUCAGGUAUUUUCCUGAUUAUGUUUAUCACUUUUAAUAUAGAAAUGUGUAUUCCUAGAUCUCUGGCUAGUCACUGGGAUCACAUAUUUCACUGUGUACUGGGUCAUUUUCGUGUAAUUUGAGAACUUAAAAAGGUUUCUGCAAUACCAGUUUCUGUUUUUCUCAGGUAACUGAAUUGCCACAAUACCUUUUUAUCAGGGUAUUCCAGUUGUGCUUUCAUCCAGUCAAUGUUUUUCACUUCUCCUUUAUUGAAAAGGAAUGAGAAGUCUGUGAGAGAAAUUCAAGGUGGUCUUAUCCCUCUAGCUCAGUUUCUGCGUUUUCUUAGAUGAAAUUUUUUAGGUCAUGUUCUUUCUAACCAUCUGAAGAAAAUGUAAUGGAGGUCGGGCUUUUGUUCACAAGCUCUUGAUCUUUGAAGGAAGAAUAUGAUGCUUGUUGACUAUUGUUUUUAUUUGUUCUAUUUUAACUCAGCUUUUGUUAUGGCAAUACGAACCUUAGUUUACAGUUGUUUCCAGUCUAAGGUUGACUUUAACAGCGCUUACUUUGGUAUGUUUAGAGUUCAGGCACGAAUCUGAGUUUGGUUUUCAUUAAGAGAAAGUUGUGACUUAAUUUUUUUAAAAAAAUAAAUAAAAUAUAAUUAUACUAUCAGUAA
Molecule: messenger RNA, 5041 nt
Organism: Columba livia (rock pigeon)
Lineage: Eukaryota; Metazoa; Chordata; Aves; Columbiformes; Columbidae
Gene: CDCP1
Product: CUB domain containing protein 1
Exons: 10
Coding region: 141-2738 (865 amino acids)
Source: RefSeq, a predicted model, not a curated record